Molecule: messenger RNA, 974 nt
Organism: Elaeis guineensis (African oil palm)
Lineage: Eukaryota; Viridiplantae; Streptophyta; Magnoliopsida; Arecales; Arecaceae
Source: RefSeq, a predicted model, not a curated record
AAAGUAUCUAUCUGGAAAAAACUACAUGUGAUCUACAACUUUUUCCUCGCCCGGAGGAUUAUAUCGCAUUUUGUCACUUUCUCCUUUUAUUGUGUGGUGAUCCCUUUAUCAGUAUUCUUCCCUGAAGUUGAAAUUCCAAAGUGGGGAAUGAUCUAUGUCCCAACAACAAUUACUCUUCUCAACUCAGUUGGAACUCCAAGCUCUUUCCAUCUAAUUAUCUUCUGGGUCUUAUUUGAGAAUGUCAUGUCCCUGCACCGAUGUAAAGCUGUCCUCAUUGGCUUAUUAGAAGCAGGGAGAGCUAAUGAAUGGAUUGUUACAGAAAAACUAGGAGAUAUGUUGAAGACAAAAUCAAACAUUAGUGUCACGCAAAAAAUUCGAUUCAAGUUCUGGGACAGAUUUCACCUCCUGGAGCUUGGGCUUGCGGUAUUCCUCAUGAUAUGUGCAUGCUAUGACUGUAUCUACCGACAAGAUUACUUUUUUAUCUACAUCUUCCCUCAAUCCAUCACAUUUUUUAUCAUGGGCUUUGGUUAUGUGGGCACCAUUAUCCCCAGUCAGAAAUGAAAACCAUGUGGAUUAUUUAAUAAUCCAGUCAACAUGGUCUUUUUAUUCUCCAGUACAAUUCUUUUUUUGUCUUCAUCCAUCCAUCAUUUUUGUUAAUGAGUUAUUUAUAAUAACAUCCAUCAAAUUUUAUGAAAAGUAGAGUCAUUGAUUUUUGCCAUAUUGAAUGUCCUGAAGAAUUAAAAGAUUAUGGAGUAUGGAGAAAGAAGUAACAGGAAACAUAUGCCCUUAUUUUUUUCACUGCAAUAAGCUGGACAAUCCAAGCAUCAUUAGCAAAGGAAAGCAGAUGCUGAUUUUAUGUGAACAUGUUUUUGAAGAUAGUGUGGAUGGUACCUCAGUGUUUGUUUUGUGUAUGCGUAGGGAUCAGAAUUCUACCUGCUUCUGCUCAUUUUGAUUAAUAUCUUAACAAAUCAGUA